This is a messenger RNA of Nannospalax galili (Upper Galilee mountains blind mole rat), 5430 nucleotides long. It is a transcript of the gene Plekha7, whose product is annotated as pleckstrin homology domain containing A7. The record is from RefSeq and is a predicted model, not a curated record. Gene Ontology annotation, molecular function: protein binding. Bases 138 to 4139 code for a protein of 1333 amino acids. Gene Ontology annotation, biological process: zonula adherens maintenance; pore complex assembly; cell-cell adhesion mediated by cadherin. Gene Ontology annotation, cellular component: zonula adherens; pore complex. The transcript is spliced from 28 exons. NCBI's taxonomy places the organism in Eukaryota, Metazoa, Chordata, Mammalia, Rodentia, Spalacidae.
CCUGAGGAGGAUGCAGGGAUUCUUCAGGGAACCGGUACUCUGGGGAGGGACUCCCUUUCCCUGUCUGUGGGACAGCCAGACUCCAUGGGGAGGACAGCAAGAGAACAUCCUUACGCUUUAAUCUUCUUUGGAACAGUAUGGACCUUUUCUCUUUGUAUUCGGGAACCAACUUCUGUCCAACACCCAGCUUCAGGACCAGCCACAACCAGCAGAAUACAACGUUCAGGCAUCCUGUGACUGGGCAGUUUUCUCCAGAAAAUAGUGAAUUCAUUCUUCAAGAAGAGCCAAACCCACCUAUGUCGAAGCAGGAGAGAGACCAAAGACCGUCCAGCAUGGUCAGUGAGACAUCCACGGCCGGGACCACAUCCACCCUGGAGGCCAAGCCUGGACCCAAGAUCACCAAGUCCAGUAGUAAGGUGCACAGCUUUGGGAAGAGGGACCAGGCCAUUCGGAGGAACCUCAGUGUCCCAGUGGUGGUGAGGGGCUGGCUACACAAGCAGGACAGUUCUGGAAUGAGGCUAUGGAAAAGAAGGUGGUUUGUGCUUGCUGAUUACUGCUUGUUCUACUAUAAAGACAGCCGAGAAGAAGCGGUCCUCGGGAGUAUCCCUCUGCCCAGCUACGUGAUCUCACCUGUGGCCCCUGAGGAUCGCAUAAGCCGCAAGUACUCCUUUAAGGCCGUGCACAGGGGGAUGCGGGCACUCAUCUACAGCACCUCCACAUCGGGCUCGCAGGCCGAGCACUCGGGCAUGAGGACCUACUACUUCAGUGCCGACACCCUGGAGGACAUGAAUGCCUGGGUCAGGGCCAUGAACCAGGCCGCACAGGUGCUCUCUCGAUCUUCACUGAAGAGGGACGUGGAGAAGGUGGAACGGCAAGCAAUGCCCCAGGCCAACCAUUUGGAGACCUGCCAAGAAUGUGGCUGUGUGGGACCUGAUCACUCCAGAGAUUGUCCUCAUCGUGGCUAUGAGGAUUCCUUUGGUUUCGACAGGCGUGAGCAGGAGGAGGAGCACUACUGUUCACAAAGGGACCCACUGGAAGGCAAGCGGGACAGGAGCAAGGCCAGGUCCCCAUACUCCCCAUCCGAGGAGGAUGCCUUGUUUGUGGAUCUAUCAGGUGGACCCCGAGGCCAGCAGGCGCAGCCACAGCGGGCAGAGAAGAACGGAAUGCUGCCUGCCUCCUAUGGCUCAGGAGAGCAGAACGGGACCGGCGGGUACCUGCGGGCUGCCCCUCCCAGGGCCAACCCCGAGAAGCACAGCCAGAGGAAGACCAGCCUGGCCCAGGUGGAGCACUGGGCGAAGGCUCAGAAGGGGGACGGCAGGAGUCUGCCUUCAGACCAGACGCGUCCCCGCCAGGGUCCCGGCCACCCCCUGCCCUUCCCAGAGAACUACCAGACUCUCCCCAAGAGCACACGACACCCGUCGGGGAGCUCCUCGCCUCCUCCUCGGAACCUGCCGAGCGACUACAAGUACGCGCAGGACCGAGCCAGCCACCUGAAGAUGUCCAGCGAGGAGCGCCGUGCACACCGGGAUGGCACCGUGUGGCAGCUGUACGAGUGGCAGCAGAGGCAGCAGUUCCGGCACGGCAGCCCCACGGCGCCCAUCGGUGCCGGCUCUCCGGAGUUCCCCGAGCAGGGCCGGAGCCGGAGCAUGCUGGAGGUGCCCCGCUCCAUCUCUGUGCCUCCGUCUCCCUCUGACAUCCCUCCCCCGGGGCCCCCCAGGGUCUUCCCGGCCCGACGGCCACACACACCAGCAGAGAGGGUCACGGUGAAGCCCCCCGACCAGAGGAGGAGUGUGGACAUCUCACUGGGUGGCUCUCCCAGGAAGGCCCCGGGCUACAACGUCAAGAAUUCCUCUCACGUGGACCAGCGCUCCAUGCCCUCCAUGGGCUACAUGACCCACACUGUCAGUGCUCCCAGCUUACAUGGAAAAUCGCUGGAGGAGCUCUCACUCCUGCUCACCCGGUUGCAGCGGCACCAGGCUAAGUUAGCCAGCGUGCGAAAUUUCGCCGUGGGCCAGUUACUACACCACUACCUGACUUUUCCCGCCUGCCAGGCUGAUGACACCUACCUCCAGCUGAAGAAAGAUCUGGAGUACCUGGAUCUAAAGAUUAAAAAUAAUGAACCUUUGAUCAACGUGCUUUACAAAGUGCUGAAGAAGUCAGCACAGGGCUGUCGGCCCAGGAGAAGCAUGACAGGCCGAGACCUUCUUAAGGAUCGAAGUUUGAAGCCGGUGAAGAUCGCUGAGAGUGACACUGAUGUCAAACUGAGCGUCUUCUGUGAACAAGAUAGGAUCCUCCAGGACUUGGAAGACAAGAUCAGAGCUCUCAAAGAGAAUAAAGACCAGCUGGAAUCUGUGCUAGAGGUGCUGCACAGACAGAUGGAGCAGUACCGAGACCAGCCACAGCACCUGGAGAAGAUCACCUGCCAACAGAGGCUGCUGCAGGAGGACCUGGUCCACAUCCGUGCCGAGCUCUGCAGAGAGUCCACGGAGAUGGAAAACGCCUGGAAUGAGUACCUGAAGUUGGAGAGAGAUGUGGAGCAGCUGAAGCAGACCCUGCAGCAGCAACACGGAAGAGCCUUUUUUUUCCAGGAGAAGUCACAGAUACAGAAGGAUCUGUGGAGGAUUGAAGAUGUCCUGGCAGGCCUGAGCGCCAGUAAAGAGAACUACAGAGUCCUGGUGGGAUCUGUCAAAAAUCCGGAGAGAAAAACGGUGCCUUUGUUCCCUCACCCGUUCGUGCCUUCACUGUCUCCAACUGAGGCCAAGCCGCCCCUGCAGCCCAGCCCUCCCACGAGCCCUGUGCGGACCCCUUUGGAGGUCCAGCUCUUCCCACAGCUGCAGACCUACGUGCCCUACCGAUCUCACCCACCCCAGCUGAGGAAAGCCGUGACAUCCCCUCUUCAGUCACCAACCAAGUCAAAACCCCAAGUGGAAGAUGAGGCACCUCCCAGGCCACCACUCCCUGAGCUCUACAGCCCAGAGGACCAGCCCCCAGCUGUGCCACCACUGCCAAGAGAGGCCACCAUCAUACGGCACACGUCUGUGCGGGGCCUCAAGCGACAAUCGGACGAGAGGAAGCGGGACCGGGAGCUGGGCCAGUGUGUGAACGGGGACUCAAGGAUGGAGCUCCGGUCCUAUGUUAGUGAGCCCGAGCUGGCCAGCCUCAGUGGGAAUGUACCUCCGCCCUCCUUGGGACUCGUGGGCUCUGAGAGCAGGUACCAGACGCUGCCUGGCAGAGGGCUCUCAGGCUCCACAUCCAGGCUCCAGCAGUCGUCCACCAUUGCUCCCUAUGUCACACUCCGGAGAGGUCUGAAUGUGGAAAACAGCAACGUGACCUUCUCUAGACCCAAGAGUGCCUUGGAGCGCCUGUACUCAGGGGAUCACCAACGGGGCAAGAUGAGUGCGGAGGAGCAGCUCGAGCGCAUGAAGAGACACCAGAAGGCCCUGGUCCGGGAGCGCAAGAGGACCCUGAGCCAAGGAGAGAGGACAGGCCUGCCCUCGGCCCGAUAUCUCAACCAGCCACUGCCCGGAGAUCUUGGCUCAUGGAAGCGAGAGCAGGACUUUGACCUGCAGCUGCUGGAGCGGGCUGUGCAGGGGGACAGAAAGGACAAGGAGAAGAACGGCUGGCUGAAAGUGCAGGCUACACCUGUCACUGAGUUGGACCUGGAGCCUCAAGACUAUGACGUGGACAUCAGCAGAGAGCUGGCCAAACCGGAGAAGGUCUCCAUCCCCGAGCGGUAUGUGGAACUGGAUCCUGAGGAGCCACCCAGCCUUGAGGAGCUACAGGCACGGUACCGAAAAGCCGAGAAGAUCCGCAACAUCCUUGCCCGGUCAAGCAUGUGCAACCUGCAGCCUGUUGGCCAGGACCGCAACAGCCUGGCCGACCUGGACUCGCAGCUGCAGGAACAGGAGCGGAUCAUCAACAUCUCCUAUGCCCUGGCCUCCGAGGCCUCCCAGCGUAGCAAGCAGGUGGCAGCAGCUGGCCCUCCUCCCGCCCAAAGCCCCUCUGUCCUCCAGGACGGUGCCACCUUACCCCCCCUUAAGCAGCGGACUGCACUACACCUUUGUCUAACACCUUCCAACCCAGGCAGUGACCGACCCGUGACCCAGUAUGCAGAGAAGUCUGGAGCCAGGGCCGAGUGAAACCAGCAUCUUCCAGGACACUGACCUCUCUGCUUCCGAGGAAAGCCUUCCAGCAGGGCAGGGCUCAGGCCGAAGGAGGGAGCAGCCACCCAGCGCGCAGCGGCGAGCAGGGGGUUCCAUCCUGACACACCCAUUUGUUUCAGUCCAGAUUUCUUUUUACAGACAACAGAGGCACUUUUGAUAUACGAUGUAAAAUACGCUGUAUUUUAGAAUCAGAAUAUAUUUUAUAACGCUCACCUUAAGGGCUGGGAGACCGGAAAGGCAAGCCUGUGGGAUUUUGUAGCCAAAAUCAGGACUCCCGGGACGGCAGCAGAUAGGAAGAGGCGGAGGCGAGCAGGGGACGCCCAGCUGCCCGUGAACUCGGGCAAAGGUUAGAGUUGAGAUUGUGCUUCCGGGGGAUUCCAGUUUGAGGCUUGCUGACAGGCUGUCCAGGAACAGGGAGGCCUUUGACUGCAGAGGUCAGCAUCCCUGACCCGACUCCCAGCUCUGGAGGAAACCCUACCCAAACGGCGCUUGGAGCUCGUGUGUGCCUUCACCCUGGUUCUGAUUGAGGAGCAGCUGUGUGUGUUCAAGAGCCUUGAGUUCUUCAACCUGCAAUGAAGUUCCUUCAGCAAAGAGUUCUCAGAAAAAAAAAGUUUUAAAAGAGUUUGCGUUAAUUAAAAACAAAAACAAAACAAAAACAAAACCACGACCUCUGCAGUAUGGAGAGGGGAAAGGUGGACGGUACAUGGUAUCAUAGCAAUAAAUUCCACAUUGGGUGGUAUCUGCAUACAAAUGUCUGCUCACACCAUCCCUCCAGCCAGGCAGGACAGGAACCUUUGCUGCUGGCUGUGGGGAGCCCCAGGCAGCUUCUCUAGGGCUGUCUGGUGAGAAAGGCCAGCAGGGCCACCGUGGCGGGACUUAGACUUGACUUGCAGCCCCCGAUGAGGCGGAGGCAGUGUUCAUGAUCCUUUAUUUAAGUUGUCUCAUGAUAGUCUGCAUACAGGAAAGAAUAUUUAAAGGAAAAAAAAAAAUCCUCCUUUGGGUGGAGCCACUCUUUAAAUGAAAAUUUGUCUUUGACUAUGGUAAAAACAAUCGAGUAUAUUUAGAAGUUGCUGUCUAUUUUUAACUAACUCUGUAUGUUGCCAGUAUCAACUUUAUGACAUUUGCCAAAAUAAAAUUUUAUUUUUGCCUUUAUAAGAUUUUGUUGGGAAAAAAAAUGAGAUAAAUAUUUUGCAAGAAAAAGUUAAUUUAAAUAAAAGUGUAAUGGUUUGCAAAAAAAUGUGAUGUACAGAUUAAAACAUUAGCCUCA